Messenger RNA from Euleptes europaea (tarantolino), 2186 nucleotides. It is a transcript of the gene MFSD6L, whose product is annotated as major facilitator superfamily domain containing 6 like. The record is from RefSeq and is a predicted model, not a curated record. The coding region runs from base 16 to 1932 and encodes 638 amino acids. The transcript has a single exon. Gene Ontology annotation, cellular component: membrane. NCBI's taxonomy places the organism in Eukaryota, Metazoa, Chordata, Lepidosauria, Squamata, Sphaerodactylidae.
CCUCCACCCGAAGCCAUGAGUUCAAACAGCCAGUGGGAUGUAAACAAAGCGCUGACUCUUGCGAGCCUCUUCCAUUUUCUUUAUGGGGCAAGCAACGCCUGCACCGUCCCCUUUUUAACUCUGUACUUUCGGCAGCUGGGGUUGACUGCACCAUUAGUAGGGAUUAUCAUAGGGCUGAAACACUUAAUCACUUCCCUUUGGGCCCCACUGUGCUCCUAUCUAGCAAAAACCCACAAUAAAAGGAAAGUUCUCGUCACUGGAUCUCUGUUGUGCUCCGUUGGAGCAGGUUUGCUUCUUACUCUCAUCCCACCUCUGAGCACAGACAUUGCCUAUAAAUACUGUAACGUGAGCCUGCACUCAGGGAAACUACUGACUGCAACCCAGGAGCCUGAAGUUAGUACAGUGAAUUUCGGGCCCAUCACUGAUAACAAAAGACCAUCUACUGGAUUCGUAGGAAUGGCUUCUGAUGGUAGGGUGACUGCCGGAAGGCCAGCAACAGCGCAUACAUCAUUUAAAAAAGACUCCUCUGUAAACACUUCUGAGACAAACAAGCAAGCCACUGACAUUAAUACUGAUAAACUGCAAUUCAUUGAUGGCUUUUCAGGGGAGGCGUCUGCUUCUGAGAAAGAAAUCGCCACAACAGAACAAAAGUUAAAAGCUCUUCCUGUGAAAGGGUCUGUGGAGGCAACCGGAAGCCCUACGAGUAGCAUUGUGGGUAUCAGCAAGAGUUUUGAGGAAAGUGGCUCUUCGGAGACAACUGCUCACUCCACACUUCACACAGGCCCAGCACCAUUUACAGAGACUUCCUAUGUUUUUAAAAACCUGUCAGGCCGAUGGGGGAGAGCUCAGGAUGUCAGCUCGCAGCUACUGCAAGGUAUUGACUUCUUGAACAGGGAGCAUCAGGUCUUCCUCAUGGUUCUAGGUGCUGUUGUGCUGUGGGAGCUCCUGGCGGCGCCUCUUGGGUGGAUGGUCGAUGACAGCCUCUAUGAGUACCUUGAUUUUGUGGAUGCUGCGGACAAAUAUGAGAAUCUUUGGAUCUGGAAUUACUUGGGGGCAUCCGUGGCAGUCUGCGGUGUGUCGGUAUUUGUGGAUCAGCUGAGCUGCUUCUUGACCACAAAUAUCCCACGAUUCGCAGUGCAUUUUUAUGGCUAUGCCAUACUGAUAACCUUAACGUUACUCGUCAGUGUCUUCUUCCCCAUCCCUGUGUCCCAAAAAAAUGAACAUAUCAAUAAAACAGGCAAAGCUCUGAACCUCAUUGGGAGCGAUGGCCAAACCAUCCUGUGCGCCGUCACCGUCUUCCUCACGGGGGCCAUCGGCUCAGCUGUGCAGAAUUUUCUUUUCUGGCAAAUGCAGGACCAAGGUGGCAGCGAGCUGAACAUGGGCCUUGUGGUGGCCAUUGGACUGAUGGCUGAAAUUCUGCUCUACGUCUUCAAAAGCAAGUUGCUGCGGGCACUCUCAGGCGCUGGCACAGUGGCCUUGAGCCUAAGCUGCCUGGCAUCUCAGCUACUCUACUACUCAUUUCUGUGGAACGCCUGGGCAGUACUGCCAAUCCAGAUCCUCUGUGCCUUCAGCAAUGGUGCCUUGUGGUGGGCUGUGAACAUGCUGACAGAUGACAUUGCCACCCCUGGCACAGAGAGGCCUCUGCAUCUAGUUUUACAAGGUCUCUCUUGUGGGUGCGGAGCCAGUCUGGGCAGCUUUGCAGGAGGGUUUGUGGUGAACAGUUUUGGCCUGGCCAUGCUCUACAGAGCCUGCUCCGUUACUUUAGUUCUCUGGCUGAUCCUGUUCUUGAUUGUCCACACCAAGUUACCGAGGCAAAAAAAAAUUAACUAUUCCCGUCUGCUAGCCGCAGAUUCGAGUGACUCUGAUGAUGAUAAAGAAAGGGACUGGUUAGUGAAAGCUAUGAAAGAUGAAAACUUCAGUAGGAACUGGUAGCCGCCCUGCAUUUCUUCAGUUUGUUGGCCAAAAUCCAGACUUGGGAGAAAUAGGAUGCAUUGAUGAGAAAGAAAGCAGAACUGUGCACAUGGAAUCUCUGCAGAACCAUUCUACUACCAGUGGAAUUUACAAUGUACAUUUUUUCUCAGAAAGCAAUUAUAAAGAUUUUAUAAAGAUUUUAUUUUCUCAAAAUUAAUUUAUUGUAAAUAUUUGUAGCAAUUUUACUUUUCUAGAGUUUAUGUUUCAAGGAUCCA